AUGACGCUCUCGAACCGCGCGUGGCCCCCACGUGACCGCGCUACGUCACGGUCAGCGCUAGGGAACUACAAGAUGGCGGAGAGCGCGGAACUGAAGCAAAUGGUAAUGAGCCUGCGGGUGUCGGAGCUGCAGGUUCUGCUGGGCUACGCCGGGCGCAAUAAACACGGCCGGAAGCACGAGCUGCUGACCAAAGCGCUACACCUGCUGAAGGCUGGCUGCAGUCCGGCCGUACACAUGAAGAUCAAGGAGCUGUACAGGCGCCGCUUCCCCACUAAACUGCUCUCGCCAGCCGAGCUCGCCCUGCAGGGGGUGCACGCGCCUGCCGUAUCACUGCCCACCGGCCUCACACAGCUGUCCUUUGAUGGGCACACAUCACCCACCUCCCAACUGCUGCCCAUAUCGCUUUUGGGGCCCAAACAUGAGCUGGCGCUACCCCACCUGCCCUCCUCGCUCCAUCCCGUUCACCCCGACGUCAAACUACAGAGGCUGCCCUUCUACGACGUGCUCGACGAACUCAUAAAGCCCACCAGCCUCGCUUCAGACAGCAGUCAGCGUUUUCAGGAAACGUGUUUUGCUUUUGCAUUAACACCACAACAAGUCCAACAGAUCAGCAGCUCUAUGGACAUCUCGGGGACCAAAUGUGACUUCACGGUACAAGUACAGUUAAGGUUUUGCUUAUCAGAAACCAGCUGUCCUCAAGAAGACCACUUUCCUCCUAACCUCUGUGUAAAAGUCAAUGGAAAACCGUGCAACCUUCCGGGAUACCUUCCUCCUACCAAAAACGGAGUUGAACCAAAGCGUCCCAGCAGACCCAUCAACAUUACCUCACUGGUCAGGCUGUCCACCACUGUCCCCAACACCAUUGUGGUGUCCUGGACAUCGGAAAUUGGGAGGAGUUACUCCAUGGCUGUGUAUCUGGUGAAGCAGCAGUCGUCUACAGCGCUGUUACAGAGACUUCGUGCCAAAGGCAUCAGAAACCCGGACCACUCCAGAGCUCUCAUCAAAGAAAAGCUAACCGCAGAUCCUGACAGUGAAAUUGCCACCACCAGCUUGCGAGUGUCGUUACUCUGCCCGCUGGGGAAGAUGCGGCUAAUGAUCCCGUGCAGAUCGUUGACGUGUACCCACCUGCAGUGCUUCGACGCCACACUCUACAUCCAAAUGAAUGAGAAGAAGCCCACCUGGGUGUGUCCUGUCUGUGACAAAAAAGCACCAUAUGAACACCUUAUCAUCGACGGGUUGUUUAUGGAGAUCCUGAACAGCUGUGUAGACUGUGAUGAGAUUCAGUUUAAGGAAGAUGGCAGUUGGGCCCCCAUGAGGUCGAAAAAGGACGUGCAGGAAGUUUCUGCUUCAUACAACGGCAUAGACGGCGGAUGUCAACCAUCAGCCCCCGAGCAGAAAUCCAGCUCCCACACAAACGGCAGCAGCGGUAAGAAUGUGGAGGUGAUCGAUCUGACUCUGGACAGCUCAUCUGAGGAGGAGGAGGAGGAAGAGCCACCUGUAAAAAGAAACUGUCCCUCCCUCUCCCCGGUUUCACCACAGAUGAACAAGGGAGUGUUGAAUUUGUGUACUCAGGCGUCUCCUGCAAGUCGAACUCCAAGCAUGCCACAAGUGGAGACCAACUACAUCCCCCCUCCUCCACCGCUCAUACAGGACUACCGCCACUACUAUCCUACACCCAAUGAUCUUUCAGAUCUGAACUUUUUCUCGUUUUUACAAGGAGAAAAUCAUCAGCACUAUAACAUGGUGAUGGCGGCGGCGGCGGCUUCGGCGUCUGAGGAUCACGACCUCCUGCUGAACCGUUUCCUGCCAUACAGCUCCUCUCAGCUCUUCCUGGACGCUCCUGGCACACCGGUGAGUAGCAGCAGCAGUGCAGUUCACGCCGCUCUCAACGUCAACCGCAGCAACAGCAACAGCUCUAGCAGCAGCAGCCUCCCCACGAUCCCCCGCUCCGGCUCGGACAUCUACAGCUCCAUCCCCGAUAUCAUCUCCCUAGACUGAUCUACAACCUCACGCUCCAAACAGACUCCGUACAUUUGGUGUUGGGAGAAAAAAAAAACACACAAUAGAAAACAGAAAAAAAAAAGAAAGUGAGGGGUUUUAAUCGUUUUUCCUAAACGACGAACAUUUGCUAUGUACAGAGAACAAAUAUAUUUUCAGUUUUACUUUUUGUAUAUAUAUAUAAAUAUAUAUAAACACAAAAGACCUUUUUUCCUAUUAUGCGAAUAACUAAGGUUUGGUUUUCUUCCAUGGGAAAAAAAGAGACUUUUUUUUAUUUCAUCACAAAUUGUUGUGUUGUCGUCCCCUUGAUUAUACUGUUAUAAUAUUUUAUAUCUUUAUGGUCUUUUGCUACAUUAUAUUUAGUGUCAUUUCUGAUUCCACGUCGAAGGCGUUACCCUCCCACACAGGGACAUGGCAGCGUGUUCGGCCGUCCCUCGUCCACAUGGACGUUCCAGAUGGACAGAGACAUGCUUCUCUAGCACUGGCAGUGUUUUUCAGCUCGCAGAUGGUUUUAUAAUACUUUUAAAUUAUAUGAAGUAUGUGAACUGUUAAGCAUUUCUUUAUCUUCAGGAAUCUGCUGUCUCCUGCCAUUGCUUUUUCUCUUCUUCUUAAUUAUAUUACACUUAUUUAUAAUUAAGAGCAGAUGCAUUUUGCUCUGAUUGUACUGUCAUCUUUGUAGAAUUUGUGCUAAAACACUUUUUAUAUUUCAGACCACUUUUUUUGCACAAUGCCAAAAGCGAUGCCACAGAAAAUCACUUUUCUUUCUUUCUUUCUUUCUUUCUUUCUUUCUUUCUUUCGUUCUUUCGUUCUUUCUUUCUUUGUUUUUUUCUGAGGUGAUUAAGGAAGUGUGUCAGCUCAAAAGAUAUCUAGUGGUUGGAAACUUUUGUGUGUGUGUUUUUUUGAGCUGAUGCUGCAUUUCUGUACCUUACACACAUUUUCAUUUUACUCUGCUCUUGUGUGUGUGUGUGUGUGUGUGUGUGUGUGUGUGUGUGUGUGUGUGUGUGUAUCAGUGAGAAUUAGACCUGUUAUGACUCCUAUUGCUCUUCUGCUCCCUGCUCCUAUUCAUGUAAGAAGCUUUAUAUACAGCUUGAUGCCUCUCCCACCAGACCUUCAGCUUGUCCUUCCUUUUCUGAAAAAGACAUAUCUGAAUGAUUGGAUUCAUUUAGUAUGAGAACACCUCAGCCUCCUACUCACCGUAGUUAGACUAAAAUUAUAAUAAGAAAUCGAAUGAAUCUUUGAUGUUGAGAAAUACAGCUAGAUAAUUAGUCUAAACACUCAGAGGCUAGCAACUGGUGUAAUCACAUUUUGUGCAUGUUGUGUGCUGCGUUUCUCAUCUAAAAAAAAAACUCAUGAGAAAGCAGCCCAUGAUGUGCUGGAAUUUACACAAGACAUCAGUAAUGAAUGUCACUUUGUAAAAUGAUUGCAAAAUGAGCAAAGAUCUCUAAUCUGGCAAACACAUGAACAAUUUAUCAUCAAAUCUGAUGUCCUCACAAACCUUUUCAGUCUUUAGACAGAGGAGUUGGACAAAUAAAAAGGAAAGGAAGAAGCUCAAUUAUAUCUUACAAUACAAUAGGGUCUAUGAACACACACACACACACACACACUAAAAUGGCUUGAACUUAGCAGGUCCAUUUAAGAGACAGACCCAGCAUAUGAGAUGACAGCCUUAUGGCUUGAAUAUCAUGACCAUUUACUCCAUGGUUCAAGGUUCCUCUGUUGGUGAAAAAAAAAGUUAUUUAUUAAAAUAAUUAUUUAAACUAAGAAAGGUUCAUUUAAGGGGGAAGGUUAACUGUACCUCACUUUGCUUGACCUCAUUUGGGAUAUCUAAAGGUGUGCGUGUGUGCGCUUGUGCAUGUGUGUUCGUGUGUGUGCGUGCGCGGGUUCGUGUGUGCGCAUGUGUGUGUUUCUCAUUGCUUGAGAUCUUGUUCCAUCCUCUUAAUUGCAUUUCUAGCUAUCAUUAUGACAGGCUUUUCUUCUUCUUGUUCAGCCUUCAUAGUGUGACUGACUGAUUGUUUUCAUGACGGCCCAUAUUUCCAUCACCUCCUAAAUGCUUUCUCUGCUUUUUUACUGUUUAAAAUGUCUUCAGUAUUUUCAGCUCUGUUUUCACGCCCUGACCUCAUGAAAUAGUGUUUCGUUCAUUUGAUUGCUCAAUAUCUUACACAACAAAUACCUUUCGGGGCUGAUUAACCCUCUGUGUCACUCAGCUGCCGAGCUUUAACGUAGAUAGCUUUGUAAAGGAGAGAAGGAGUUCAUCACACGGUUUAACGUGUAAUGUCAUGACUGACCUACAUUUUAAUAAUAGUCCCAAUUGUUUUAUUUAUAUGAGAGAAAUGAAUCUCUUGUGUAAAACAAUGCAUUAACUCAUACAAAUAUAAGCUUUAUUAUAUUCUAGACAAACUGGUGAUUGCAGCCUCUUGUGCUUUCAACUCCUGCAGUAAUGUUCUAGUUUUGUAUUUAAAUAUCCUGCUCUCUGACAGUGUUAAAGACCAAACGUCUGGUCAUAUUUGCUCAGUAUCUGAGGCUGUGGGUCUCGUCUGCACCAUCAAACCAAGGUGAAGUCAAUAAAUAGGGCUGUUUUUAUUUUUGUCCUUUUUCCUUCACCAUAAGUUAAUGAAUACAUCAUCAACAUGGUCAUGCAAAUUUGAUUUGAAUCAUAGUUCUUGACUUCUCUGCUCACUCCCUCUGGACGUAGAGUCGAUUAAAUUAAUUACCAAUUUUAUAAUAGAUGAUUUGCUCGAAAACAAAAUCUCAACCCAUGUUUCAUCAACUUGAUGUCAGUGUUUUGUAAUUAUUGACAAAGGGAAGUACUGUGUGUGUGUGUGCGCGUGCGUGUGUGUGUGCGUGUGUGUGCGUGUGUGUGCGCGUGUGUGUGCGUGUGUGUGCGCGUGUGUGUGCGUGUGUGUUUUGAUCUGAUUUGUUUGUAUGUAUUUGUAUUCCAGCCGCUGGAGCAUCACAUCAAAGCGAUUACUUAUAUAUUUUUUUCAAAUGCAAAAAAAAAAAAAAAAAAAAAGUGCUAUAAAGUAGACUUUGUGUCUGGGUCAGAUAUUAUUUUAUUAUUAUUUUUCAUUUCAUGUAAGCUGACAUCUGUGCUCACUGCCUUAAACUUCACUUCCUCUGUCUGUGGCAUGUCCGGUAAGAGAAACAGCUUUUAAUGGAGAUGUGGAAGAGAUAUUGUAUAGUAGAACAAUGUCGGUUUGUAUAAAGACCUAAGGGAAAAAAUAUUUAUUACAUGCAUUGGAAGAAAUUGUUUACUUAAUAAAUGUUACCUGUUUAUUUAGGGACGUUUAGAUGUAAUAAAUACAUUGAGUUAAACUUU
This is a messenger RNA of Tachysurus vachellii, 5314 nucleotides long. RefSeq names its product protein inhibitor of activated STAT, 1a (gene pias1a). NCBI's taxonomy places the organism in Eukaryota, Metazoa, Chordata, Actinopteri, Siluriformes, Bagridae. The record is from RefSeq and is a predicted model, not a curated record. Gene Ontology annotation, biological process: regulation of transcription by RNA polymerase II; protein sumoylation. Gene Ontology annotation, molecular function: zinc ion binding; transcription coregulator activity; SUMO ligase activity. The transcript has 14 exons. Bases 1 to 1998 code for a protein of 665 amino acids.